UAUGAACCUUGAAGGUGAAGAAUGUAAAAAUAUCUUUAAAGAAUGCCUUCCGGUAUGCUGUAAUUUGAAGGAGAUUCACUUGAAUUUUUGUCAAUUAUCACCGGAAGUUGGUGAAUAUAUUGGAAUAUUUAUAGGUCAUCAAACUCAAUUAAGUAUAUUAAAUCUUUCGAAUACAAACCUCGAAGACGAUAUUGGUAGAUGUAUGUUUGAAAAUAUUACGCCAUCUUGUUGCGGUGUAAGAGAAUUGAAUAUGAAAGGUUGUAAAUUCUGUCCAAAGAUGAGCGGAUACCUGUGCAAAUUUAUAGGAUAUCAGACUCAACUCGUUACGUUGAAUCUAGAAGAUACAAAUCUAAAAGGAGAUAUUGGAAGAAAUCUCUUUCAAAACACGUCUCCCUUGUGCUGUAAUAUUGAAAAAUUGUAUCUUAUCUACUGUAAAUUUUCACCGGAAAUGAGUGAACAUUUAGGUAAAUUUAUCGGAAAUCAAAAAUACCUUAAAGUAAUUAAUUUUAAAGGAACAGACCUUAAAGGAGAUAUUGGAAAUAAUAUCUUUAGAGAUACAAUUCCUUUAUCCUAUAAUCUAAGAAGUAUUGACCUAAGCCAUUGUGAAUUUUCCAGUGAAAUGAGCGAAAAUUUAGGAAAGUUUAUUGGAAGACAAAUUCAGUUGACAAGGUUAAAAUUCUUUUUAUCAAAUCUUAAAUCGGAUAUUGGUAUGAAUAUUUUUCGUAACAUUUCAAAGUCUUGCUGUAAUUUAGAAUAUUUGAGUUUAAGUAGUUGUUACUUGUCGUUGAGAAUGAGUAAAUAUCUUGGAGAGUUUAUUGGACGACAAACAAAAUUGAAAACGCUCCUUCUAGACGAAACUAAUAUUAAAGAUGAUAUUGGAAAGAAUAUAUUCCAGAAUACACCAUCGUCCUUUUGUAAUUUGAAUGAACUCCAUCUUAAUGGUUGUAAUCUUACGGCCGAUAUGAGUGGAUGUCUUGGUUCGUUUAUCGGUAAUCAAACUCAACUAGAAAUUCUUUUACUUAUUGGAAUUGACCUUAGAAAUGAUAUUGGAAAAAAUUUGUUUCAAAGCAUUUCGUCCUCUUGUAAUAAUUUAAAGAAAUUGAUUUUAAAUUAUUGUCUCUUCUCUCAAGAUAUGAGUCAACAUCUCGCAGUAUUCAUUCAACGUCAAAAGCGUCUAAAUACUUUUGAAUUUUUCCAGACCAAUCUCAAAGGAGAUAUAGGAAAAGAUAUCAUUCAAAGCAUUCCUCCAUCUUGCCGUAAUUUAGGAGGUUAUUCAAAUUUAUUUGUUUAA
Messenger RNA from Dimorphilus gyrociliatus, 1291 nucleotides. The record is from the annotation of a GenBank genome assembly. Lineage: Eukaryota; Metazoa; Annelida; Polychaeta; Dinophilidae.